AUGAGGUUAUUGGUAGCAGCAUUACUUUUAUGCGUAACCGGUACAUCCGCCGACAGUAUCGAGCUACAAGCAUGGCGUUCGAUGCAGGUGCGCCGAAACGUCCGCAAGGAACCGGGCAUGUCGGGACGGAUUAUCGGUGGUUACGAGACAAACAUUGCGGAUCAACCCUUCCAGCUGUCGGUGCGGCGAUUUAAUUAUCACAUCUGCGGUGCAUCCGUGGUGGAUCCGUCCUUUGCCAUCACGGCAGCCCACUGUGUGUCGCCCAAGCCUGAUCCCGAGUUUAUCACACUGCAAGGGGGCUCUACCAAUCGGACGGACGACAAAGUGAUAUUUCGAACCGAAGAAAUUAUCGUGCACCCAACGUAUAAUCCUCAUACUUACAAUAACGAUGUCGCCUUGAUCCGCAUCAUCGGGUCAUUCGAGGGAUAUGAAAACGUGUUCCCGAUUGCACUGGAAACCGUACCGAUAACUUCGUACAGUACUCCUGUGUAUUGUACGGUGUCCGGCUGGGGGCAAACCGAAAUGUUUAAUGGCAAACUUCCGGAGAUGCUGCGUGCGGUACGAAUCCCACUGAUACCGUACACCGAGUGUCGUCGGAAGUGGAGUCCACUAGCUGUUACUACUUCGAUGAUCUGCGCUGGAGAACCACGGCGAGAUACCUGCAACGGGGACAGCGGUGGCCCCUUGGUGUGUAACGAUAAACUUUACGGAUUAGUUUCUUGGGGCGCUAACCAAUGCGGAGGCACGUAUCCGGGUGUGUACACUAGCAUCACGUCAAAGGAUGUGGCCAGCUUCAUAGAACAGUACAUUUAUAUAUAA
Molecule: messenger RNA, 819 nt
Organism: Anopheles moucheti
Lineage: Eukaryota; Metazoa; Arthropoda; Insecta; Diptera; Culicidae
Product: trypsin 3A1-like
Exons: 3
Coding region: 1-819 (272 amino acids)
Biological process (GO): proteolysis
Molecular function (GO): serine-type endopeptidase activity
Source: RefSeq, a predicted model, not a curated record